AUGCAGCGAGAAUCGGACUCAUGUUCAAUACAAAUAAAAAAGGCUUUUCGUGUUAUUAUACCAAAAGCUGGUAAAAUAUCUGUUUUUCUCUUUUUUAUUAUUUCAUCAUCGGUUGAAGGAGCAUCAUAUUUUAAGUAUCCUGAAUCCACUCUAAUCCCAAAAUGCCGAGCGAAAGACGAAAUUAUAGCCAGGAUAACGAUAAUUAGAAAUAUUCUUCCGGUUGGCGAAUCCUUUAUGAAGCCGUCAUCAAAUCAUUAUUUAAGAAAGCGCCUCUGUAUGGCUGCAUUUCGAUCUUGCUAUGUGGCUGCGAGACCAACUUGGCCAAUGAGAGUGGAGGAUAUUAAGAAGUUAUUUGCUUUUGACCUCAUGUUUAAGAUACAUUUUACAGGUCCGCCUGAUAAAGCCUUACAUGGUUGUGUCUAUGUUCGCUCAAUAUAUGACUUAGACGAAGGAAAAAGGAAUGGCUUCUAUUACUGUCGAUGA
Molecule: messenger RNA, 483 nt
Organism: Dracunculus medinensis (Guinea worm)
Lineage: Eukaryota; Metazoa; Nematoda; Chromadorea; Rhabditida; Dracunculidae
Source: the annotation of a GenBank genome assembly